Molecule: messenger RNA, 384 nt
Organism: Lachnellula hyalina
Lineage: Eukaryota; Fungi; Ascomycota; Leotiomycetes; Helotiales; Lachnaceae
Exons: 2
Coding region: 1-384 (127 amino acids)
Source: RefSeq, a predicted model, not a curated record
AUGGCUAAUAAAUAUCAAUCUCUUGGCUGGAUGUGCAAUGGAGAGACCCAGCAAGGCCAGGUCCCAGUUUGGGAGGAGUGGGCUCUGGCCGAGUCUCGCCGACGUACAGCGAUUGUUCUCGUAAUCAUUAUUCAUAUAUUCAAUAUUGAGCAUGGACAUGGCUUGCCGCAAUGUGGUGGCUUUUUCGAUCUAUCAUUGCCUUGCAGCAAGACGUUAUGGGAGGCAUUAGAUCAAGCAACGUGGGAAAUAGAGUAUUGCAAGCAAUACAUGCGAGAUAGCAAGUCCGGCCAAAACUUGAAGAUAAUUCCGACGUAUAAAGAUCUCUUGCCAGAUCUUCAAGAGCAAAAUGACUCGGCUAGCGCUUUAAAGGGCAGAGUGUCUUAA